AUGAAAAUACGUCGUCGAUGUCGAGGAUGUUGCAAAGAAUGUGGAUAUAUUACUGCGCUGAUGCUUUGUGCCGGUUUUUUGAUUGUCAUUCUGUUGUUGACAUUCUCCAAGACCCCAGUUGACUCAUUGGACGAAUUGGCUACAGAUGAUUUGCCCGAUGAAUCGAAAUCUGUAUUCGUCGUUGACGAAGAUGAUCUCAACGAUGCGAAGAUUACAAUCGCUCCAAAUAUUCAACUGUUACGCAGCGACUAUUUCAAUCUGACUCAUUUGACUUGUCGCUAUCCUAAAUUAACAAUCGACAAUCCAGAAAUUUGGAAACAUCUCAAACCAGUAAAAGAAAAAAAGCCUGCCUGUGAUAAAGUUCAAAAUUGGGUGUAUGUUGACAACGGCACCUUUCGGAUAUCAGAAACAGCACUACAAACAUAUGGACCAAUUACGUGUGCCUAUCAUCCUAUUCUGCGAGCGAAAGACGAUUUCUCAGCAGCUGAAGGUACUCGAGUAUCUCCUGUCGCUGACAGGAUGCCUCUCGUAUCUGAUUUCUUUCGUGCUGACUGUGAAGGAAAACGCGGUAGUACCUAUUCGAAUGUACAUAUGGGAAUCAGAUUUGAUCCGAUAUUACACACACGAAGUAUACAAAAACCGAUGGUGAAGAAUCAUCUCGGAUAUAAUAUUCUAAUGUUUGGUUUCGAUUCAGUAUCCCGUAUGACUUUCAUGCGUUUCUUACCGAAAACCUACUCGUUUCUCAUCAAAGAACUCGGCGCUGUUGUUAUGAAAGGAUACAAUAUUGUUGGCGAUGGUACACCAGCAGCACUUCUUCCCAUUCUGACCGGACAAACUGAACAAGAAUUACCGGAAUCAAGAAGAGGUCAUGCAGGAGCUGAAACUGUUGAUCAAUUCCCUUGGAUCUGGAAUAAAUUAAAAGAUAAUGGUUAUGUGACUCAAUGGGCCGAAGAUAUGCAGGGCGUCGGUACAUUUCAAUAUCGUCUGAAAGGCUUUAAGGAUCCACCAGUUGACCAUUUUGGCCGUCCAUUCUAUCUAUACGCUGAACCGAAGAAGUCGCCAAGACCACUAUGCUUUGGUUCUAUCACACGUCUAAAAGCGAUGUUCAAUUGGAUCCGUGAUUUCUUCGGCAUGUAUCCUGAUCAACCGAAAUUUUCUUAUCUUUUUCAUUCUUAUUAUUCUCACGAUUCCAAUAAUCAUUUACCUCUUGCCGAUCAUGAGCUCUUGGGCUUUCUUAAAAUGAUGAAUACACAUGGUUAUCUUAAUCGCACGAUGCUCAUUAUUAUGACUGAUCAUGGUGCUCGUUUUUCAUCCUUACGAAGUACAUAUCAGGGUAAACUAGAGGAACGUUUACCGUUCAUGUCUAUUCGAAUGCCACCUGAAUUUCAAGAUCAAUAUCCAGCGAUCAUGGAAAAUCUUCGUUUGAACUCGCGUCGAUUGACGACACCGUUUGAUAUUCACGAAACGUUCGAACAUCUUUUCGAAUUCCAUUCGCCUGAUCCCUAUCAAUCUAAAUCGAAUCGUUCUGUCAGCUUAUUUGAACUGGUACCCGAGAAUCGAACUUGCACACAAGCCGAUGUCGAACAACAUUGGUGUGCUUGCCUAAGCUGGCAUAACAUAUCGAUCGAUGAGCCAAUUAUUCAACAGUUUAGUCAAGCUGUUAUCGACUUCCUGAACAAGUUCGUGUCAGAUCACAAAGAUGAGUGUACUACACUCUCUUUACUGCAAGUUAAUAAAGCAAACCUGUUAGAUAAUAACGAACAUCUAUUGAACUUUGUGCAGACAAGCGACAAGGAUGGUCGAGUUCCGCAAUUUCGUAAGGGUUCAUCAAAAUCGUCAAAUAGAACGAGAUUUUAUCAGAUUCAGCUAGAAACGAAACCUGGUGGAGCACAAUUCGAAGUGACAGCCGAAUACGAUCCUCAACGAAACACAUUUGACAUUCAAAAACGUCAUCUCAGUCGUAUGAAUAAGUAUGGUACAACGUCUGCUUGCAUUGCUUGGAAGCGACCGGAAUUUCGAGAAAUCUGUUAUUGUUCAAAUUUGUUGACUUAA
This is a messenger RNA of Rotaria socialis, 2052 nucleotides long. The record is from the annotation of a GenBank genome assembly. Lineage: Eukaryota; Metazoa; Rotifera; Eurotatoria; Philodinida; Philodinidae.